Apis laboriosa (Himalayan honeybee) is the source of this 985-nucleotide messenger RNA. It is a transcript of the gene UbcE2M, whose product is annotated as NEDD8-conjugating enzyme Ubc12. The transcript has 4 exons. The record is from RefSeq and is a predicted model, not a curated record. Lineage: Eukaryota; Metazoa; Arthropoda; Insecta; Hymenoptera; Apidae. The coding region runs from base 116 to 661 and encodes 181 amino acids.
UCACAGUAGUUGUUUCCAUUGUCAAAAAGUUUUGUUGCGUGCAUCGUAGCUGCGCGCGUGGCCGUUCGAGGAAGAAGACUUUUGUGCCUUCCACGCCUGGCACCGCCACUCUAUCAUGAUCAAAUUAUUUUCAUUAAAACAGGCGAAAAAGGAUGGCGAGUCACCGAAAGCUGGCACCCAAAAAAAAGCAUCUGCAGCGCAACUGAGAAUCACAAAAGAUAUAAAUGAACUCAAUCUUCCAAAAACAUGUGGGACAGAGUUUCCUGAUCCAGAUGAUCUUCUUAGCUUUAAGCUAAUUAUUUGUCCAGAUGAGGGAUUUUAUAGAGGUGGUAGAUUUGUUUUCAGUUUCAAAGUUGGACCAAAUUAUCCACAUGAACCACCUAAAGUAAAAUGUGAAACACAAGUUUAUCAUCCUAAUAUUGAUUUAGAUGGCAAUGUGUGUUUGAAUAUUUUAAGAGAAGAUUGGAAACCAGUCCUUACAAUUAAUUCUAUUGUUUAUGGAUUACAAUAUCUUUUCUUGGAACCAAAUCCAGAAGAUCCAUUGAAUAAAGAUGCUGCAGAAGUCCUUCAAAAUAAUAGGAGAGCAUUUGAGCAAAAUGUAGCAAAAGCAAUGAGAGGUGGCUAUGUCGGCGCGUUUUAUUUCGAACGGUGUCUCAAGUGACAUUAACAUUCACUUUAUCCGAGGACACAAUGAGGAAAGAGGUCGAGAGUAGAACUUCUUCGUGCUCUAAAUGUGUUCCUCUCGUCCAUUUGUUUAAACGGGCCUCUCUGCGUCUUUACGAGUGCUUCGAACCUUUGGUCAAUAAACCAUUGGUAAAAAUGCCACCGAUGCGCUAUUUUUUCGGAGUUGUGGGAUACUUACUUUUCCUUUCUUUUUUUUCUCUUUCUCAAAUAUAAUAAAGAAAUGAAAUUGCAUUUACGUUUGCAAGUUUUUUAUUUAAUUAAUAAUUUAUUGGCAAAUAUAAAUAAAAUAUAAAACGUUAAA